CUGAUACAGAAACAGCGGUGGUGAAUGUUACAUACUCAAACAAGGAGGAAGCUAAAGCAGCCAUCGAGAAGUUAACAGGACAUCAGUUCGAGGACUACUCCUUCAAGGUGUCAUAUAUUGCGGACAUGGACGCCGCUCCACCCGACCAGGCUCCUCGCCCGCGACGCGUGCGUCGGUCGUCCCGGGACCAGGGCCCCCCUGAGCCUGGGUCGUCUGGAGAGUUUUGCCCUCCACGCAGCAGACAAUACGACUUCCCCCUGCGCAUUCUCGUGCCUACUCAAUAUGUGGGAGCCAUCAUCGGCAAGGGGGGCCUCACCAUCAAGAAUGUCACCAAACAGACACAGUCAAAGGUGGACAUUCAUCGGAAGGAAAAUGCAGGUGCAGCAGAAAAGCCCAUCACCAUCCACUCGACCCCCGAGGGCUGCUCCUCCGCCUGUCGUAUGAUCAUGGAAAUCAUGCAAAAGGAGGCCAACGAGACCAAGGCAACUGAGGAGAUUGCUCUAAAAAUCCUCGCCAACAACAGCCUGGUGGGCCGGCUGAUCGGGAAGGAGGGCCGCAACCUGAAGAAGAUCGAGGAGGAGACAGGGACCAAGAUAACCAUCUCCUCGUUACAAGACUUAACCAUUUGCAACCCUGAAAGGACCAUCACCGUGAAGGGCAGCUUGGAGGCGUGUUGUAAAGCCGAGGCAGCGAUCAUGAAGAAACUGAGGGAAGCCCACGAGAACGACAUUGCUGCUAUGAACCAACAGGCCAACCUGAUCCCGGGCCUGAACCUUAACGCUCUGGGCAUCUUCUCGUCUGGUCUGCCGAUGAUGCCCCAUGCUGCUGGACCACGCGGUGGAGUGCCCCCUGUGGCACCAGCAGGAUACAACCCAUUCUUCAGUCACUCUUCACAUCUCAGCGGCCUGUACGGGGUUCCUCCAGCAAGUGCCAUCCCCCACCAGCUUUCACAACAGGCUCAAGAACAGGAGGUCGUCUACCUCUUUAUUCCAACUCAGGCAGUGGGGGCCCUGAUCGGCAAGAAGGGCCAGCAUAUCAAACAACUGGCCCACUUCGCUGGUGCCUCCAUCAAGAUUGCCCCAGCUGAGUGUCCAGAUGCCACUGAAAGGAUGGUUAUUGUUACUGGAACCCCAGAGGCUCAGUUUAAGGCCCAAGGUCGGAUAUUUGGGAAGCUGAAAGAGGAGAACUUCUUCUUAGCGAAGGAGGAGGUCAAACUGGAGACACACAUCAAGGUUCCCUCCUCCGCAGCCGGCAGGGUCAUCGGCAAAGGCGGCAAGACAGUAAAUGAACUGCAGAAUCUAACAAGCGCUGAGGUCAUCGUGCCGCGGGACCAAACUCCAGACGAGAACGAUGAGGUCUUUGUGAAAAUCAAUGGGCAUUUCUUUGCCAGCCAGAGAGAGGACAGUGGAUAGAGUUGGAAACCAGGGAGAGAGAGAGCGGGGAAUGAC
This is a messenger RNA of Labrus bergylta (ballan wrasse), 1448 nucleotides long. Lineage: Eukaryota; Metazoa; Chordata; Actinopteri; Labriformes; Labridae. The record is from RefSeq and is a predicted model, not a curated record.